GUCAACUGGGAAGAAAGUUAAAGGCUGGGAGGGAGAGGGAUAACUUUUCAAAUGCGAUCUAUUCUCCUAUUUGCUCCCCGGGCUGCAGCUGGUUAAUGGAUCUGUGAUCACUGCUGGCGAGUCUUGGCCGUGAUUGGGAAUAAAGGCAAUUUCUUGCGCUGCGGCCGAGGGAUCUACGGCCCCCGCUGCAUAAAAUCGGACUGCGUGCGAAUGAUGUGUUUUUUGUGAAAAAAGCAUAUUAUCUCCUGAAGCGUCGCCCCCGUCAUACGUGUUCCGGAAAUGCACAGGUCUGCCGAUCCCAAGAAAAGCAGACUGAAAAUGCAUGCGGCCCCCCGACUCAGGAGCGUGGAGGUAGCAAGAGGAAGGUCGGGGUAUGGAUUUACUGUAUCUGGACAGGCACCGUGCGUCAUCGGUACCGUCAUUAAGGAAAGUCCGGCCGAGUAUGUGGGUCUUAAACCCGGGGAUCAUAUAUGUGCCGUGAACGAAAUCAACGUUAAGAAGGCUUCCCAUGAAGAUGUGGUAAAGCUGAUCGGAAAAUGUUCUGGCGUUCUCCAUAUGGUCAUCGCUGAAGGGAUCCAUCGCGUCGACUCCUGUUCUAGUGACGAGGAGGUGGCUUUUUACGAAGGGAAAACCUGCUUAAAACCCAGGCCGGAUUCCAAGGCGCUGGGCAUCAACCGAGCCAAGAGGGUCGUUGAGGAAAUGCAGUCGGGUGGCAUAUUUAGCAUGAUCUUUGAGAACCCUAGCAAUUGUGCCGGCAAGCCCAGCAACCAUGCCCCGAAACAAAGGUCUAGGUCCAUGUCGGCUUCACAUUAUGAAAUGAGAAGGGAGAAAGCAAAGAACACGCACGUGCUUUCGAGAGACGAUGUAUCCAAGGUACUGAGUAAUGACUGUCUCUUCUCAAACGGACUGCAGAACCUAGAGGACUUUGAGCUGGAUGCGAGUAUCUUAAAUGUGGGCAUGGUCGUUGGCUACCUUGGUUCAAUUGAACUCCCUUCUACCAGUUCGAAUCUUGAAUACGACAGCUUACAGGCCAUCCGUGGCUGCAUGAGGAGACUUCGGGCCGAACAAAAGAUUCAUUCGUUGGUACUGAUGAAAAUCAUGCACGACAGUAUCCAGCUCUGUUCCGACAAAGCAGGUGUCGUGGCUGUGUACCCCGCAGAAAAGCUGGCAUUUAGCGCAGUGUGCCCUGAUGAUCGAAGGUUCUUUGGACUGGUAACAAUGCAAAGCAGCGAUGACCAAAGCUUGGCUCAAGAGGAAGAAGGGAUUUUGAGGACAUCGUGCCACGUUUUCAUGGUAGACCCCGAGUUGUUCCAUCACAAAAUACAUCAAGGUGUUGCCCGGAGAUUCCGGUUUGAAUGUACCCCGGAUCCAGACACCAAUGGUUGCUUAGAGUUUCCACCGUCCUCUUUGCCUGUUCUGCAGUUUAUCUCUGUUCUUUAUAGAGAUAUGGGGGAAUUAAUCGAAGGCAUGAGAGCAAGAGCCUUUCUGGAUAACGACGCAGACGCCCAUCAGAACAACAGUACGAGUAGCAACAGUGACAGCGGAAUAGGGAAUUUCAACCAGGAGGAAAAAACAAAUCGAGUCCUUGUUGUCGAUUUAGGAGCGGCUCCAACCAAACAUGUCCCUCAUGGAGUGUGGGAAAACGCGACACAGAGGGCGCCGAAUCAGUCAUUGCCGCACUGGAACGGUUAUUGUCACGAAGAAGAGGGCCAUUUCUCGUACCUCGGAAUACAGGCUGAUAAACAACAAAACUUUAAGAAACAUUUGGGUCCGUCUGCCCGUAUCGAGGUGCCGGUUAUUCCGAGAGGGCAAAUGCCUCCGUCGAAAAAGGCUAGUGCAAUGGAGGUAGGAGGCCAAAAGUGGCUGCCUGUUCAUGUCAUACGGGACUGGCAACAUGGAAAUGUUAGCGACCAGGAGUCGUAUGCCGAGUCUACCGACGGGUGGUCCAGUGUGAACUGCAGCACGCUUCCCCCGCCGAUGAGCAAAAUCCCAGCGGACAGGUACCGCGUGGAGGGGAACUUUGCCCAGCCCCCGCUUUCCGCUCACAAGGAUGACUGGUCUAAAAAAGUGUUCGAUGUUCCUAAUGUUUUUGGAGCGUCUCAAGCCUCAAAGAAGGUCAAGGAGGAUAGAAAGAGCUCAAAGUUUGCCCACAUGAUUGGACUGGACCGGGCUCCGCAGCGCUCGUCAGGUCGAAGAUCAUUUGGAAGGUCCAAAAGAUUUAGCAUCACCCGCUCUCUAGAUGAUCUGGAGGCUGCCACGGUCUCGGAUGGAGAGCUGAAUAGCACCGAGCUAAAGGGAUGCAUCAGCGAGAACAGUUUAAGCAGCAAUGCCAGCCUUCCGAGCGUGCAAAGCUGCCGCAGGCUGGGCGAGCGCCGGGUAGCCAGCUGGGCUGUGUCUUUUGAGCGGCUUCUUCAGGAUCCAGUCGGUGUCCGGUACUUUACCGAGUUUCUAAAGAAAGAAUUUAGUGAAGAAAAUAUUCUUUUCUGGCAAUCCUGUGAAUACUUCAGCCGUGUUCCAGCGCAUGACAAAAAUGAGAUUUCUUACAGAGCCAGAGAGAUAUUUAAUAAGUUUCUGAGCAGCAAGGCAACCACCCCAGUAAACAUUGAUAGCCAGGCCCAGCUGGCCGAUGACAUCCUCAACGCUCCGCACCCCGAUAUGUUUAAAGAGCAGCAGCUUCAGAUUUUCAAUCUGAUGAAGUUUGAUAGCUACACCCGGUUCCUGAAGUCCCAUCUGUAUCAGGCGUGUAUGCUGGCCGAGGUUGAGGGACGCUCCUUGCCUGAUCCUCAGGAGAUUCCCAGCAGCCCUGCCUCAAAGCACAGCAUCAGCUCGGAACGGUCCAACAUCUCCACGCCGAAAAAGCAGCAGCUAAGUAAGAAAAACAAGUCCGGAAGAUCCCUCAACGAAGAAUCCGGGGGAGAGGAAGAUGCGGAUAGGAAGAAGAAAGGGACGUUUUUCUCCUGGUCUAGAAGUAAAAGCAUGGGAAAAUCACAGAAGAAAAGGGAAAACGGGGAUUUUUCCAAUGAUAGCGCCGUUAUGAACGGAGGGUCUGGACGGAGGCGCGAAUCUCUGGGCUCCGUGUCCUCUUCGGCAAGCCUUGAACUGAUUAACGGCGGCAUUAAUGACAACGUACUCGAGUUCGAGUCGUCGCGAGUGUCUUCCUCUGCUCCAGACAAAGAGAAGUCUUCCAAGCACUGUUACAUCAGUCUGCCCGACGGAUCCUCCUGUGCCGUGGUGGUUAAAUCCGGCUUCUCAAUUAAGGAGAUCCUCGCCGGGCUUUGUGAGAAACAUGGGUUCAACAUUGCAGCGGUGGAUCUUUUCUUAGUCGGUGGAAGUAAGCCUCUCGUACUCGGCCAAGACAGCAGCAUUUUAGAGUCCCGGGAUCUAAGAAUAGAAAAGCGUACUUUAUUUCGGUUGGAUCUUGUACCAAUUAACAGGUCUGUGGGGUUGAAGGCCAAGCCGACUAAACCGGUGACGGAGGUUCUGCGGCCGGUCGUGUCAAAGUAUGGACUGAACCUUAACGACCUGGUAGCAAGACUUAGUGGAGAGCAGGAGCCUUUAGAUUUGGGGCUUCCCAUUUCCAAUCUGGACGGACAACGGGUUGUAUUAGAAGAAAAAGAUAACCUUAAAGGAAAAGAUAAACAGAAGGCGUCGGGUUCAAAAUCAACCCCCGCGGUGAUCUACAACUCCAGAAAUAAUGGGGGAGAAGACAGACCUUUGGUAAAAUCUUCCUCCAUUAGACUGAAGGGAGAAAACGGAAAAGUAACGAGGGAUCCUCGACUAUCAAAGAAAGACGAAGCCCUUAUACGGACGGGAAGGAAGAAGCAGCAGAAAAUUAAUUUGGAUGAAGCUGAAGCUUUUUUUGAGCUGAUAUCAAAAGCUCAAAGUAACAGAGCAGAAGAUCAACGCGGUCUUCUACGGAAAGAAGAUCUAGUUCUUCCAGACUUCCUGCGCUUGAGCCCGGCUGAUCAGGUCUCUUCCACUCCAACAGCUGUAAACGGCAACAGAAGAGCUGAGCAGAACGACGGAUUUGAUAAAAUGACUCCUUCCUCACGAGCAUUGCAGGCCGGAAAACAAGAGUCCUCGAAGAAUGGUGGUGAUAAACCAGUCAGACCCAAUUCACUGGAUAAGAGAGACAAAUCAGACUUUCUGCCGCCUGGUUCUAGGAAACCUUACGUUCCUUUCAAUGCUCCGCUGUCUCCAAUUCUGCAUAUACAAGAGCGGAAUAUCCCCGCCCGGGAGAGACCGUCAAGAGAUUCUGAAAACAUUCAAACUGUAGAGGACGAUAACGUAGCAGACCUCACUUUAGUAGCCGAAGGAGACAUUAGCAGUCCUAACAGCACUUUACUGCCGUAUCCACCAACCCCGCCAUCUGACCUGAGUAAACUCUCGCAGGCCAACUUUUCUCCCCCACCUCCAGUCACUGGUCAAGAUUAUUCUGGAUAUCAGAGAUCAGGUAGUAGCGGAAAAAAGAAGUCACUGUCACGCAGCUCAGAAAGCUUUUGGGACCAAGCAGCAGAUAGAUCAAUGGACGAUAAAACCCUUAGACCUGCCGACAGGAGUAAUCGGUCAGGUAAUCCCCUCCCAUCUAGCAAAAUUAUUGACGUUGAUGAAGUUAAGGAAGGAGCCAGGAGGCGAUACUCCAAAGAGGACGCAGAAGGGAACCUGAGUUUUGAGGGGUACAUGUCCGAGCUGAGAUCCUGUAAAGGUAGGAUGCGCACAGGUGUUUAUAGGACAUCCGAUCUUCCGUCAAUGGUAACGACCAUGAACGAACAACACAAAGAGCCGGACACUGCGUACAAAGCUACAUUUGUGUAACACAAUCACAGCUUCCAAAAGAGUGGCUGUCAUCAACUCCUUGGAUGUGUCUGAAACCGCAGGAUGGUAAACAAGAAGAAAUCGGCCAAUUUCAAACAGCUUAGUCCAAUGACGGUCAAUGUUUUCU
Molecule: messenger RNA, 4942 nt
Organism: Spea bombifrons (plains spadefoot toad)
Lineage: Eukaryota; Metazoa; Chordata; Amphibia; Anura; Pelobatidae
Gene: RGS12
Product: regulator of G protein signaling 12
Exons: 18
Coding region: 280-4815 (1511 amino acids)
Biological process (GO): signal transduction
Molecular function (GO): GTPase activator activity; protein binding
Source: RefSeq, a predicted model, not a curated record